Mesorhabditis spiculigera is the source of this 357-nucleotide messenger RNA. Lineage: Eukaryota; Metazoa; Nematoda; Chromadorea; Rhabditida; Rhabditidae. The record is from the annotation of a GenBank genome assembly.
AUGACCUAUCGAUUGGGACAUCAUUCAACAUCUGAUGAUUCGACUACGUACAGAUCGGCGGACGAGGUGCAGAAAUGGGGUUCUGGCGACCAUCCGAUCGAACGAUUCAAGGCCUAUUUGAUGGAGAAGGGAUGGUGGACCGAGCAGUGGGACAACGAAUGGGCGCUACAGGUUCGCGAGCGUGUGCUGACGGCGUUCGCCGCAUCCGAGAAAAUCCAGCGUGCCCCCUACCACGAAAUGUUCGAGGGAGUCUACGAUAAGCUGCCGGCCCCUCUUCGUCGCCAGCGCCAGGAGCUCGACGACCAUCUCGCCGAAUUCGGGACGCACUACCCGCUGGAUCGCCAUCUCAAGAAGAAU